AUGCCACCAACCGGAAAAAUGACAGAGGAGCUGGCCGCCCGUCGUGUCAGACAUGCAGUACAGGCAGACAAGAACUGGAAUGAAAUCGACAUACAGUUCCUCAAGCAACAAGGAAAGCUUGACGACCUUUGUGAGAAAAUCAAUUGCGACGAAUUCACAAUGCAGGUGCGCCAGGUUCCCGAACCGGAUGUCCAGAUACCGGUAGGCUCAGUGCAUUCAGGAUUGGCGACAACAUACCGAACACAUACUUCAGAAAGCCGGUAUGAUUGCAAUUGUGAACGCUCUGAUAACGGCUCCGAUGUUGAGAUCUUCGAAAUUUCUGAGAGAGCGUCUCAGGCUAGGGUGCUCGGCCAUAAGCGAAUGAGAGAAGACCCUAAGCUGACCUCUAACAACAACGAUGAAGUACCGACCAAGGUAAAGGCGAUACAUCUACCUCCAGCAAGCAGACUGACGCUGGAAUUUGGUAAAUGGCUGCAACAAGAACCAGACCUUGAGGCUCCGGAUUUUCAAGUGAAUGAUAUAGCUGAGAAUGAGAUCCCAGUGGGCCAACUAAAACUUGACCCCAUACCAAAACGGAUCGUUGUGGCCUCUACUGGUCUGGGGAAAGUUCAUUACUAUGUCCGGAACUGGACGGUCAAGGGACAGAAAAUGAAAUGCGGGAAUGACUACGGAGUGUGCUACCCUUCUGAUACUCAGUUUUCCUGGGAUUGGGAGGACGCUAAUCGCAACAUUUUGUGGAUGGAAUAUCUGGUUCAGGCUCGUGCUACACGGACAGCCGAGAGCCUUUACACCUUCCUCACGGAUGAGACCCACAAAAAUGCCAAAUCGGAUAAAAAUAGUCCAUAUAAGAACGGAGAGGACUUCCGAGCACACCCUUGGCUGGGCAACAUAUGGGAUCUUACCGCGCCAAACAAAACGGCUAAAAGUCUAAGCGAUCCGGAGAGGACACCGGGGGACUUGUUUUCGAUCUUGAACGACUUGGAUCACCAAUGUCGGUUGAUGUAUGGAGAGAUUCGAAAGGCUUAUAACGCUAUAGAGAAGUGUUCCCAAGACGAAAGUAACUCUCUCGCGGACUGUACCAGAAUGACCGAGCAGCAUGUCGCGAAAGUCUGGGAGCAGAUGCAUGCAAUGGUACACACGAUGUAUGCUACACGAAAGCAGCCGAAGGUGGAAUUCACCACACUGAUCAAGUUCGGCAAACGUCCGAUGGAGCUGUUCGGAGUCUCACCGAUCAAAACGGAUUCUGAAGGGAUUAUAUUUCUCUCUAGAAAGGUGCCAACCUUAAAAUCCAUUUACCUUGAGGAGGCGGAGCAGCGAGAUUGGCAGCUAACACUCCUUCACGACGCACAGAGUCAGUCUCAAAGGGCUCAUGAGGCUCCUGAGGCACAACAAGGGAGGCCCGAGUGA
Messenger RNA from Exophiala bonariae, 1407 nucleotides. RefSeq lists its product as uncharacterized. The record is from RefSeq and is a predicted model, not a curated record. The coding region runs from base 1 to 1407 and encodes 468 amino acids. The transcript has a single exon. Lineage: Eukaryota; Fungi; Ascomycota; Eurotiomycetes; Chaetothyriales; Herpotrichiellaceae.